Melampsora larici-populina 98AG31 is the source of this 1949-nucleotide messenger RNA. RefSeq lists its product as uncharacterized. The record is from RefSeq and is a predicted model, not a curated record. Lineage: Eukaryota; Fungi; Basidiomycota; Pucciniomycetes; Pucciniales; Melampsoraceae. The coding region runs from base 45 to 1691 and encodes 548 amino acids. The transcript is spliced from 2 exons.
AUCAUAACUCAUUCUCGUUCCACGAUAUUCGAAGAAUAGGUUAAAUGAGCGUUCUGAAUCAAGCUUCGUCCAAACACCAUAGACCUGGGAUCGCGAUCGAGGCUGGUAGCCCGGAGCUCAUAUGCAAACUUCAAGAUCUCGCAAAGCGUAUCCCCCAGUUACGAAAGACCGGCGACAACUUCAGUCUAUGGGAAAGACAACUAAACGUUAUGCUACGAAAUCUAACUGGGACAUCUGACUACUUUCAACAAGAUUUACACAAGCACGAUCCAAAAUUAAAUCAAGCGGUCUUUAGUCUUAUAUUCUGGUCAAUUGAUGAAGAACUCCAGCAGGACUUUAUCAUUCAUGGUUCUGCUGGAGACGCCUUUCAAUUCUUGGCAAAUCGGUUCCAAUCAAGAUCUUUGGCUCAAUGUAUCAUCAACCGUACCGAUUUUCCAGAAGAAAUUCUAGACAACAUCGUGAGCAUGGUUCACCGCCAGUCUACUAAAGAGCACACGUCUAUCAAGGAAAGAAAGAUGGAGCGCCAAACCCGGACUCGAAUACAAGGUCUGAAAUUCGAUAUAUACGUGUCUCACGAAGGUUCACCGAUUCUCAAUACCUUCCAAAACUUGGCGGCAGUCAAUCGAAAAUUUCACAGGCUUUGUCUUACUAGGUUAUGGCAGGACAUCACAUUCCCAACUUCGGUGCCUGCUCCUAUGUCACUUUGGACAGAUGAUUUACUUUUGAAACACGCAGCCUUAGUAAAAUCUGUCGAAUUUGAGUUGGAAGAUCAAAUCGACCGUCAGGGUAGUCAUCAGUUAUCAGAAAGUGAAAGGAGCCUCUAUGAUAAUACAUCACUCAUCAAUGACAAUGAAGAAGAUACCAGAUGCGGAAUUGGACUUUUGAACAUUGUGAAGAUCUUCAAAGUCUGCUCUUCGAUAGAGUCAGUAACAGUGCAUCUUCCAAUGGUUGGACACGACGAAUGGUAUUCUGGUCUUACAGUCCUUUUGAAAAGCCCAUUUCAACUUCUCCCACAACUCCAACAUUUAAGAGUAUUGGACGAUGAACACAGAGUUCUUUCAGGCGACUUUAUAAUCGAUAUCAUCAAGAUUUUACCAUCUCUCACUUCAUUAGAGAUCAACUCCUUUAUAUUUGUUCAAAAGCAAUCUGAAGAAGAAUCAUUGGGAUGGAAUGUGGCCCAGCUUCAGAAGCUUCGCAAACUGACUCUGUGGUACAUCACAUGCGAGGAUCACACAUGGAGCCUGAGGUCUUGGCCUGAACGACUCACAAGCCUUAAACUUCAGUGCUGUGGUGAAAUCACACUUGGCAUGGUGCAUGAACUUAUCAGUGGUAACACACCCUUUCUGACUCAACUUCACCUGGGGCUUGACGAAGACGACAUGGCAUAUUUCACAGUUCAGUUUGAUCUCCCGGCUCUGGAAAGCCUCCACGUAGAUAGUCAAAGCAGAAUUGAUUUACUUUCAAGCUUUGAAAACUGUAAAAGUAUAGAGUUCCUUGGAUAUAAUGGCGAUAUAGAUGAUAAUAUAUGGGACUCGAUGAAAAAUCAAUUAUCUCGACGAACUUGGCCUAAGCUCUUGGUUUUGGAUGUUAGAAACUUAUCUGUUUAUCUAGGGGAAGGAAAGAUAGGUAAAGAGAAAAUGAAAGAGAUAUUGAUGUCAUUUGGCAUAAAAGUGACAAUCAUACAGGAUUGAAACAGAUAACUAAAUGGCUACCAUCACGAAUCAUUUUCAAAUAAUGUGAUGGGCUGUGAUUACAUGAUCUUGAUUGAGUUUGACUAAAUUUUACCUUUUGUUUGAGAUCCUGCUGUUGUCUAAUUACUUUUCUUCGUUGCUUUAAAUAAUGUGCUCCUUUGAUUUUGUCCAACUUUUCUUCCUCACUGCCCUUGAAGCUAUUAACCUUGAGCAAUCCAAAUUUGCGCCACACUUCCCAAAUGCUUUGGUAAUUGGAUC